AUGAAGAUCUUCACUGCUGAAAUAGCGCUACUAGCGUGUUUAGUUCUUGGGGCAAGGAACGGAUCCAGCAUCCUGCUAACGGAGGAUUGCGGCACCGCCAAGCACCCAUCGAGAGUUCGGCGGGUAGUUGGGGGUGAAGAUGCCAACAGGUUCGCCAAUCCCUGGAUGGUCUUGGUGCUCGGUCAAUUCGGAGAUUUCAUCUGUGGCGGUUCGCUCAUCACCCGUCUUUUUGUACUGACUUCUGCGAGUUGCCUAAUGUCGCCGCCCAAACAAGUGGUCUUGGGCGAAUACAACAGAAACUGCACUACUGCGGAUUGCAUUUCCAGUCGCCAAGUGAUUGACGUCGAUUCCCGGUUUAUUCAUGAUGAAUUCAAUAUGACUAGCGUAGACAAAAAAUAUGACAUUGGUCUUAUUCGGUUGGCAAGGAAGGUGUUGAUCUCAGACCAUGUCAGGCCGAUUUGCCUGUCCGUUGAUCGUCGAGUGGGACGUACUGCUCGAUACCUCACUGCCACCGGUUGGGGCGGAACAUAUUUCACCGAAAGAAGCAACAUUCUACAAAAAGUCACUCUGAUGAAGCUCGAUAGAAGGUCUUGCACGGGCCUGUUUAGGAUUAAACUCGAUGCAUCCCAGUUAUGCGUUGGCGGUUUACACAGAGACACUUGUUUUGGGGAUUCUGGAGGCCCGUUGACCGCAAAGUCUCAUAUGGAUGGUAGGGAACAUGGGAAUAGAAAAUCUCGGACUUUCCUGGUCGGCAUGGUUAGCUUUGGAUCUCGAUCUUGCAGUGGAGUCGGCGUUUACACAAAUGUCGAGCACUAUAUGGAUUGGAUUGUAAAUGCCAUUUCCAAAAGCAAUAUGUAUUCAUCGCAAGACCACCAUUUGCGGGAGUCAACUUCACAAUCAACUAGUGUAACCAACUAAUUCCUUUAAAUUG
This is a messenger RNA of Drosophila santomea, 931 nucleotides long. RefSeq names its product CLIP domain-containing serine protease B15. The record is from RefSeq and is a predicted model, not a curated record. Gene Ontology annotation, biological process: proteolysis. Lineage: Eukaryota; Metazoa; Arthropoda; Insecta; Diptera; Drosophilidae. Gene Ontology annotation, molecular function: serine-type endopeptidase activity. The coding region runs from base 1 to 918 and encodes 305 amino acids. The transcript is spliced from 4 exons.